This is a messenger RNA of Pelobates cultripes (western spadefoot toad), 9044 nucleotides long. The record is from the annotation of a GenBank genome assembly. NCBI's taxonomy places the organism in Eukaryota, Metazoa, Chordata, Amphibia, Anura, Pelobatidae.
GGCGGAACCUUCGUGCAGGAGCUCAUGGUGGUGGGGGAAUGAAUUAGGGGACGGACACCUGGUCCAUUGGCUUGCCAGUCCCCUGUGCAGUGUGAAGGUGGGUGACAUUGGGCAGGGUAGUGGAAGAAAUGCAGUUUAUUAUCACUGUGUGCAACUUAAUAUGAUUUAUUGUGCUGUUUCAGAUGCUGCCAGUCAGAAGCCAGGCGUUUAUAAGGCAGACCCUGUCUGUGUGCAGGUAACAGUGUGACAGUGCUGGGGGGCAGGGGUGGCCAGUGUGGCUGUCAGUAUGGUAGUCACAUGGAAGAGAGAGAGAGGGGGUGAGAGAGGGUGAGAGGGGGGGGGUAAGAGGAGAGAGGGGAGAUGAGAGAGAGAGGGAGAUGAGAGAGAGGGGGGAUGAGAGGGAGAGAGGAGGAUGAGAGAGAGGGGGGAGAGAGAGAGGGAGGGAGAGAGGGGAUGAGAGAGAGGGGGGAUGAGAGAGAGAGAGGGAGGAGAGAGGGGGGGAUGAGAGAGAGGGGGAUGAGAGAGAGAGAGGAGGAGAGAGGGGGAUGAGAGAGAGGGGGGAUGGAGAGAGAGAGAGGGAGGAGAGAGGGGGGGGAUGAGAGAGAGAGAGGGGGGGAUGAGAGAGAGAGAGGGGGGGAUGAGAGAGAGGGGGGGAUGAGGAGAGAGGGGAAAUGAGAGAGAGGGGGGGGAGCAGAGGGAUGAGAGAGAGAGAGAGAGAGGGGGGACGAGAGAGAGAGAGAGGGGGAUCUAGAGAGAGAGGGGGACCGUGAGAGAGGGGGGACGAGAGAGAGAGAGAGAGAGAGGGGGGGGGACGAGAGAGAGAGAGAGAGAGAGGGGGGGGAUGAGAGAGGGAGGGGUGAGAGGGAUGAGAGAGAGAGUGUGUGUGUAUAUAUAUAUAUAUAUAUAUCUGUGGGACAUGGUUUAUGGGCUGUUGCACAAUAAUGGUGAUAAGGAGGGGACCUGCUAAAAGUAAUGACAUAAUGGAAUGCCCGUAAACAAUAAUAAAAAGUGACUAGAAGGCCCGUAGAGAAUAAUGGAAAUCAAAAUAUUUGAAUUAGAGACAAAACUAUAAGACAUAUCAAAUAAAACGUUAGCAGACAUAGUCUCCAAGACCGGUGGAAUUGUUUAAUAUUGAGAUAAAGUGGGAUUAUUGUUUUCUAUGGAAUGACAAGGGAGAACUGAACCCUCACAAAUAAAGUCUUGGGUAGGUAUUUCUGGCACAAAUGGUAAAAAAAUUGUCACGAAAAGACUCUCACUGAUCUAAUUGAAUGACGUUUUCACACAAGAUCAGCAAUUUAAAAAAGUGUUAAGACACCCCUGGCACAAAGGAGUGAAAUUGCCAUUUAGUUAAGCUUCCCCUUGCUCAAUUCGUGUAGACUUCAACCGUACGAACUGCUACCAGGGGAAUGCGCCAAUCUCCCGAAAGGGACCCGUACGGCUGCUCCAAACUCCCGAACAAUAAAUCCACGAAUCGCGGCUAACAGCCGAACCAAUAUAUUCUCCAAGCGGCUUACGUUUCCAGCAAUCAGUCGCUAACCGUGUGUAGUAAAUCCCCCCCCCCAAUAACGAGACCAAGCUCCGCAUUGAGGGUAAAACAAGAACUGGCUUUACUGUGGGCUACCCGCCCGUAUUUAUGCAGGUCUCCCACUUGGUGGACACUCCCCUAGGGGACCAAAUGGGAGACUGUAAUUACAGACAGACAUACAGGCACAAAAUAUUCCCAUAAUGCAUUCUGGUUUCCUCCCCUCUGCCCUGGAAAUAAUUGAGAAGUAAUUCAUUCGGUAAAAGUUCAAACAGACGAAUAGGGGUAUACGGACAGGCAAUUCCACGAAGGGGAGGCAAACUAGACGAACCAGCAAUAUUAGUCUUACAGAUGAAUCUGUCACAAAAAGUUUCUAUUGUUUUGGUGAUUUUACUCAUAACAAGACUAUUUGUCUUAUUUGAAUCAAUAAUGGACAUACAUAUGAUUUCCUGUGUGUGGUUUUUCUUUUUUUUCUUUUAGAUUUACAGCAUGCUGGCAGUUUCAGCAUAGUGGUUCUGGUAAGCAUUCUUAUCUAAAAUUGUCAUUAAAAAAUGAAUUAUGGGGGCGGGGCCUGACCGCCAUGCUGACCGGUCGCAUUGCACAGAGGCUCUUGCUGAUUUCCAGCUAAAUGGCAGAAAUACUACACUUACUGCCCGGAAUCAGACGGAAUAGCCCGUUAAUGUGCGCAGGGGGAGGAUGGCGCCACCGCAGACUCCGAGAUCGGGAGUUUUGGGGCCCCGGCGGUACAAAACUUUGGAGCCUGCGGCCUACUCAGGACAGGAGUGGGGUGGACGGCCGCUGCCCCGCUUGCAAUCCUGACUGCCACACUAAAGCCCUGUGAUACGCCUCGCAGGCCCCCGUCCCCCCCCCUUGGGCCGGGGGGGUUAUCCCGGUCCCCACUGGAGGGAACCGAGGCCCUGCUACACACAUCAGUGGGGAGUGCUUGGCACCAGGGACCAUGUGCUAUGCCACCAACAUGGAAGCCUCAGAGCCCACACCAGGCGUGAUAACACUCACUGCUAGCAGGCUGCAUCAGAAACAGAGCCAUUACAGUUUGCAUCCCUGGAUUAUGGCAGUGUUCUUUCACUACCAGACAGAGCAAUCUCAACUUACCUAGCCUCCGUGCACAGAGCCUGGGCCUGGUACCCACGACGGCCUUCCUGGGCUUUGAGCGCCUAAAGAACAUUCCUUGACCCGCAGCCCUACUCCUGGAUGGAACACACGGGCCAGGAAUCACGUUGCCGGCCAUUAAUUGUACCGGAACCGAGGUUGCAAGCGGUCCGCUCAGACGGCGCAGAGUGGCAUCUACAGGUCUCACCCUCACAUCAAGAUCCAGAUCACACUAUACACAGAUCGGCGGCAGGACCAUUACACAUCCAGGCGAUCUGGCAAGCCUGACAACAUACCGUCUCCAGCAGCGUGGCUUUCCCAAUGAGACUCCAGUGGUGUUCUUUCGUUUCUUCACUUAAGCUGAACUGGUCACUAUCUUGAUUACAUUAAUUUGUGGUUGUUAGAACGGGCAUCAAAGCAUAUUAAUGGGCAUCUUUCAUGUCUUAGUAAUGAAAAUCUGUGCUCUCAGCUAAAUUCACAUAGUAACAUAUACAGCACUCACCAUUGUAUAUUGUAAAUGUCUAAUUACUCGACACUGCAACUUAGCCCUGCACAGAGGUAGCACAUCAUUGUAUAGCAUGUCAACGUUUAUCAGCUAGCACAGCAUACACUUUACGCUGUCAGCCUUGGCGACACUAAUCUUAGCAUGCCUAGCCGGCCAUGCCACCCAAGUUUACUAUUUAGCAGACUCCCAUACCUCAUAUGUGCACUCCUAACAGUACUUGUUGUAAGCUUAAAUCGAAUGUCCUGCUACGUUCUUCUAGACAAUAAUGAUGAUAUAUACCAACUGAGACAUGACUGCCUAGCCUAAACCUAGCGUGUUUUACCCUCUCCAAAAAAAAAAAGUGCUGUUUCUGCAAAUGUCAUACCAAUGCUUGUUAUCGUGUUUCACACUGACCGCUUACUAAUGUUGUUGUGACAUUGUGAGCAUACCUGUAUUCUUUCAAAAGCACAUCAAAAAUAAAGAAUAAAAAAAAAAAAAAAAAAAAAAAAAUAAAUGAGGGUUUAAAAUUGAGCAAAAGGAGCCACAUGUUGGGAGGGGAGACUUCGUUUUACAUACCAAGUAGAGCUGCAAGCAAUCCAGUUUGUUUGGUUAUAAAUAUAACCAUAAUGUUAUAGGAGGAUUUACCCACAUAUAUACUGAUAGCAGCUCCUAUGUGCUAUUCUGUUAUACGCAGUCUAGUGAUUAAAACACAAAAUUGAUAUAGGCAGCCCAACGGGAGACAGGAUUACCACUGCUUGAGUGACAACUGCAGGUAGAGAAGUAACUUUUAAACAUUUCUGAAGUUAUAAGGGACUCUUAGUGCCGUGUUUUAAUAAUGCAAAUGGUGCACGGAGUGAUCCUUAAUAAUAAAAUAAACAUUUGUUAUGUAGCUGUGUCAGAUUUUUUUUUUUUUUUUAUUAAUAUUUUUAUUAAGCGAGAUUCCACCAAUUUAAGAUGAGUAUAGUCUUAAGAGGGAAAAAAAUAUCCAUCAAUAUGUACAACAGAUGAUUUUUUUAUUUUUAUUUGGCAAUGUGAAAAUAAUGACUGUAUACACUGCAGGAAGGCAGUGUUUUUAGACACUAAUCCGCUUCACGAGAUUUUCUGCUUACCCAAACCCAGUUAUGAAUAUAAGUAAGCUCUAACUUAUUGCAUGAUUAUUGUAACAACAUGAAGACCUUAGACCUUGCUACAUUAAAACUCUGUCCUUUCAUAGUGUUAACACAUGUCGCCUUUAUUGCAUUUCUAUGUAUGUAUAUAUUCUUGUUUGAUUUGGAGUGUAGGGAACAUGAUACACAGUGAGGAUAAGUUUAUCAAGGAUUAUAAAUGAUUGUUUCUUCUAACAGAUGUCCUGAAGCAGAGCACCACCAGACAUUACCGUUCACAACCAACACAUGGUAUUGGCAGAUAUCGACACUUACUACCGCCAGAGAAAGUAAGGCCUGCCUGCUUUCUGUUUAUUGUGAAUCUUCACUGUGAUUGGUCAUUAAAAGCAUAAUGAAUAAGCUUCAACUUCAUUAACCUUGUUAUUUUGUUGGUAUAUGACGUAAAAGGAACAUGUGUGAAGUAUUUAUUUAGUAUUAGUAGAUCGGAUCAUCUUAAAAUUAGUUUGUCAAGUUAUUACAUCGGGAUAUGUGUUCUACUUUUUCAAAUUGUCAGUGAGUUAGUUUCUUGCUGUUGGGAGUAUAUCCUCACUGAUUAUAUUAACCAGAGCUCAAAAUUUCCACUGGCCAUUGGUCUUGGUGAGUAUGAAGGAGACCCUCCAGGAUUGCAAUGGCAAGUAACUUUUAACCCCUUAAGGACCAAACUUCUGGAAUAAAAGGGAAUCAUGACAUGUCAGACAUGUCAUGUGUCCUUAAGGGGUUAAAGCCCGGCCAGUCGUGUAAGACUUGAAAAAUUCUUUCAGAACACAAAUGGUUUAAUGGAACUGUUUUGUACCACUAGGACCCCAAAAAGAAAGGCAAGCUUGCAACUAAGGAAAUAAAACCCAAGUCCGACUGUGAGUAUGGAUUUGUGAACCUUCAGGUGUCCGGAUAUAACAUGACACUUGUUGAACACUUCACCCAGUAUAUCCAUAAUUUCUGCAACCGCUUCUCCAUCAAAGUAGAGGAAAGGUCUGUAAUGUUUUAUCUGUUACUAUUUCUUCUACAUUACUGGAUACAUUUUAUUUUUAUUUUCUCUAGAAUCAAGGAAUCUUUUAUAUUAAAUACAAAAUUAUAAUUUCUUUGUGUUGGGUAUCAGAAACAUUUUGCUAAAUUAUUUUUUAAAUCGCUUCAGUUCCUUAGAAAGACACAGAAGGAGAAGAUAAAAGAAUAAAGGGGAUAUCAAGGGAAAUUUAAUCUGGUAGUGCUUAGGUUUAUUUCCCAGAGACAACUUGUACGGGCUGAUAUUAUUUAAUUACUAAGAGCAACACAAACGUUUUCUUCAAAGUGUCCAAGAAGCUGCAGUGGGAUGUUUUUUAAGGUUAGAGGAAGCGGAUAUCAUGUUACGCAUAGCAUAGUUGUGUGUGUGUUGAUGAAUGAUUGGAUGCCAUUGUAGCAUAUGUGAUAUUGGGAUUUUAUGGAGACAUUUCCUGGGUAGUAGCAUUUUGUGGUUAAUUACAUCAACAGAUUAUUUUUUUUAUGAGGCUGUUACAGUAGAAGUCAAUUUAUUUUACCUCUUUGCCAAAGAAAGAGGUCAGUGAAUUUCUUAACCCCUACGAAACAUGCGUAAACCUGGGGAUUGCAAUGAAAGCUUAUAUAUUUUGUUCUUUAAUGCUGAUAAAGAAAAAAUCUGUUUCCGUCUGCAACUGAAAAUCUAAUAUAUGGGUUCAAUUGAUUUGUUUGUAAGUAUUUUGAGAUAAAAUGUUAGAGCCAUGCUAAUAAGUUCUUUGUUUUAUCAGCUAUGCCAACCCAACAAAAACCACUGAAGUCAUGCUCUUACCAGAACAUGGGAACAAAAUGUUUUUAGAUUCCGUUCUUACAUUCCACGAGAGAGUCAUCCAGGUGAGACAGGAUUGGGCGGAGAAUUUGGAUGUUUCACAGUCUGGCGGGGGGGGGGAACAGGAAAAAAUAAACCCAUUUUCUGUCAAAGUGAAAAAUGAGAAAUAUUUAGGGACAAAGGAUUUGCUUUCUUCCUCAUUAAAUGAUUCUUCCUCAUUAAAUGAUUCUUCCUCAUUAAAUGAUUCCAGUUCGUAGCGGAAGCAUUUACAAAAUAUAUAGCUUUUAUAUUUCCAGAUAGGUACGAAAGAUAUGUACUGGUAUUGUUGUCAGAGUCCCAGAAUGACUUUCAGAAAGGCUUUAAUCCCCUUCAGGAGUUGAAUGCAUGAAAAGCCUGCCUUAAAAACAUAUUUGCCUAAUACUGGUCCUUAAGGGGUUAAAUGUGCCUGUGGAUCAGUUUUGCUGCAGUUAGUCGUCUUGUGAAACUGCAGGUAUUAAAAUGUCAUUUGGCCUUAUGGAACUACAUUCUCCCACAUCCAUUCAGCAUAGCCCCUCUAAUUUGUUUACCAAAGUCGAAAAUAAUUGAGAUAUGAUCACUAGCAAAUCUUAAUAGAUUUAACAUAUAUGAGGGAUGGAACCAAACCUCAUUUAUCAUUGUGCAGAUAGCUGUCCAGUGCUCUUCUCGUAUACAUUGUCUAUGCUGAAAGGUUGGCAACCAAUGGAACUUAGUGUUACAGCGUGUAUAUGAAGCAUGGCUGGACUAUCAACCCUAAUAUGUUCCUUCAUCGAUAAUUCGGACAUCACAAAAAACAGAUCAUAUUUUAUCUUAGAAGUUCUCAGCCAAUUUGUUUUAUUUUUUUUCUUCAUUUAAGUCCAGUUUUAUGCCCUGUUCUCUGACGUAUAUAAAAUAUUCACUUAAUGUAUACUUUGUGUAAAAUCUCUAGCAGUUUUUCUCAAACCGGUCCUCAAGACCCACCAAAAGUCCAGGUUUUGUCAGUAUCUCCAUUGGCAUAAAACAGGGAAAUACAUAAAUCCUGAAUUUGUGGUGUGCCAUGAAGACUGCUCUUUGGAAGGAAUUUUGGGGUUUUGACUGUUAAUUUUUAUUUGUUAAGGUGAGUGGAUUGAGCUCCACGUUCAGUCCUAUUCUUAUUGAAGUCCUAUUGAUGAACCAGCCUGAAGGUGUCAAUCUUCUGGUGAAGGAGGUUAGUGAAUAGCCCGUUCCCUGGGAAUAAAUGUUAAAACACCAAAACCACAAGGUUCAAAUGUUAUCCCUUCAUUGUGGGGAGGCUAACCCGUGUAGAAUAGUUUGACUUCUUACCUGGGGUCUUCUGCUAACUCUUAGCCAAUGAGCUAUCCCCGUUUGAGAGCGUCAGACCCUCUACAGGAAAUAGUGGAGGUGAAGUGCAGCGCCAGGUACAAAGGUAAGUUGUCUUAAAACAUUUUGACUUUGUACAAUUGGGUGGGGGGGACCUAUGGCACAAUAACUGCUAUAGUGAGCUGUAGUGUUUAUGGUGUUUGGAGUGUCACUCGAGGUAAGUGGGAAAUGUUUGUGCUCAAUAACGCUUUAAGGGUAAAAUAACUUACUUGGCUUAAUAUGGAUGAUGGAAAUUAUCCAAAUAAAAUCUACACCAUCUGUUUCCUUUUUUAAUUGAAAUAAAAUAUUUUAUAUAUGCCAUGUGCCACUGUGCUCACUCUUCCUAUAAAUCAUCAGAUUUACUCAUGGCAAUACUGCACAUGGCUGAGUGUUUCACUGUAGUUUGGGCAUAGUAUUGAAUGCGCAGUGUUGCCUGGGAGUGUACGACUUGGAUUAAAUAUUUAGCAUUAUUCCAGCUAACUAUGAAAUAUUUAUAUAAACUUUUAAGGGACACUUCAGAAUGGGAUUGAUAGCAUAUAUAAUACAUUACAUAGAUACAUAAUUACAGCUGCAAAAAAUGCAACCUGCAAUAAUCUUCAUUCGUAAAAUCACUACUGAAUAUGUUCCCACAGGACAAUGUGAGCUGUGACCAGACAGAGUCGUGGUUUUUGUCAAUACAGAGGGGGGGAGGAGGGGGGUGGGGUGUCACGAGGGAGUGCCAGGAAUACAGCUUUUAAAACUGCCCAUCUCCCCAAGAUGGAGGAGAUAAUUUACUUCACCUGCAUGUUCUCCAUGUAAGCUGAUGCACACACACUACCAGUUCCCUCUUAAGCUCUGAAGAAUGCCCAAGCAGCAGCCACACUGUGAGCAAGCAUUCUGAUAUCGGAUCUGAUGAGUGGAACUGCCAUAUUUCAUAAAACAGCCCCAUAGCCCAGAAUGAAUAGGGGAGCCUUUUCCUACUAAGGGAGGUGUUUACCUGCUGUUUUAAAAUGAGUAGAAAUAUCUGUAAUUUUGUAACGGUUUUAGCAUAUUUUAUUGAAUACCUUAUAAAUGAGUGUCACUUUUCAAUUUUUGUUCCUUUUAUAGUCGCAGUUUUUGUUUGUGUGGCAUCCAUUCUAAUACCAGUGUCUAAUCUUUUUCCCCAGCACACAGAGGCAGAUUACCAAUCCAGAUUCAAGUCUCGUCCCGACCUGGAAAACCUAAUGGCUUCAAUUAAUUGAUAUUCCUUGAGAUCCUAUACUUAAAAUCAUGUUUUUUGUCACACUUGCUGUCGCCACAUUUACAGUAACCCACUCUUCACUGUCGCCUUCACAUCUGAGAUAUAUUAUAUAUAUAUAUAUAUAUAUUUUUUUUUUUUUUUAUACUCCGCUGUUCAAGAGUUUCUACUGAAUACUCCUAAAUCUGGACCUUUUGCAAUACAUGUUUCCAACAAGUAUAUUAGCCUGUGGAUGGGGAAUGUUGGUGGGGAAACAGAAACCAGACUUAAAUGCCAUCACUUGUUCGAGCAGAUACAUCUAGUCAAAGCAUGUUAGGUUCUUCAUUAAUGGAAUCCAAACCCCCAGAUGAUCAGAAUGAGUUUUCAUGUGGUUUUAAGACCCAGGGUUUGUUUAAAAAAAAAAAAAACCCUAAUAUUUAAAUAAAACAUUUUCUAAAUGUUCU